Messenger RNA from Owenia fusiformis, 4297 nucleotides. The record is from the annotation of a GenBank genome assembly. Lineage: Eukaryota; Metazoa; Annelida; Polychaeta; Sabellida; Oweniidae.
AGUGUUUACAAAUUGAUACAGAAAACACAAAUGACAAAUUUUAGUAUUUGCUAGUCCUAUCACAAAUGAAGCAUUAAGAAGUUAUGCAUCCAGCUGUAAAGAUUUUUGUAUAAUGCGCUUACAUCCCUAUUAAAAUAAAAUCGAACCGUCCAAAAGGAAAGUUUACAUAUCCAAAAUUUAGCAUGGCGGCAAAGCUUCAAGCGCGAAGGGAGAAAUAUCUGAAGAUUUUAGGACUUCCUACUCCAGCCGGAGAUGCAUGCAUCAAUCAAGCAUACAGACAACUAGCAUAUCAGUGGCAUCCAGAUAAGAAUCAUGGAAAUGAAGAAGCAGCUAAGGUUAAAUUUCAACAGAUCAGUAAAGCUUAUACACGAGUUCAAUCUGUCAAUCGUAGGAUCAAGAGGCUGGAUGAAGAAUUAAUGAAAGUUCCAGCCUUGAAACCUGGAGAAAGAAAAAAGAGGAAGAAAACUAAAUCUCAAAGUGAAGAAUGCUGCCACUGUGGCAGAUGUUUAAACCUUGAGGAUUUCCAGGAUUCUGACAGUGAUACUAAAAGUGAUGAAGAAAAUGAAUGUUUUUCAUCUGAUGAAUGGACAGACAGUGAAGAUGAGGAGAGUGAAGAUGAUUGGUUUGAAAUGUUCUUUAGGAUAUUUCAGGAGGUUAUUUAUAAGAGAAGAUUUCAAAAUAGAACACGUGGAAGGCGUAAUCAUCACUGCCACUGUGAUGUUGAUGAAGAAGAGAAAGAGGAGGAGGAAUUCUUUAGCCAUCUAUUUGAAAACAGAAAACGUCAAGGAUUCUAUGAUGACAACCUGACUGAAGAAGAUUUGAAGAAGUUUCAAUCCUAUGAAGAUUGGCUGAAGACAAGGGAUCCCAGUAAAAGACACAAUACAAGAGUCAGGAGAGCCAGAAAAAAGGCAAAUAAGCCUUCAUUAGAAAAACCUAAACCUCCCAGUAAAAAGGAACUGAAACGCGAACAUAACAGACGAGAAAAGGAGAUAAAAGAGAUCAGUCUUCAGCUAGAAAAAGACCUUGCGGAAAAGAGGAAAAAACAGAAACAGGAAGAGUUGAAACCUGUUGACUCUCCCAAAGCAAGGUGCACACGGUCCUCAAAAGAGGAAUAUACUGAUAUGUAUGCAUUCCCUCAAAUUGAACAACCAAAGAUUGACUUCGAUGAAGAAGAAAGCAAAGAUAAGAAGAAAGAAAAAUUGAAAAGGAAAAAAGAAGCAAAGCUGAAUAGGAAGCAGCUAAAAAUCCAGACAGCACAGAACCAGUACAAAAUCCAAGCACCAUAUUCUCCAACUCUUGAUGAACAAUACACUCCACUCUUUGAACAGGAGGAUGACAGUAAGGAGCCAAAGCUAACUGAGGGAGAAAACAAUGAUGUUUGUUAUGGGAACAGUAGUCAUGGUGACCAGAAAAGUGAUAGGGAUAAACAUUUGAGGGAUUUUCUUGCAAAGGCAAAAGCACAAAGACAAAAGGCAACACACUCUAAAGAUGAGAAUCAAAAUCCUGCAGUGCAAUCUUUACCAAAACAACCAAGAUCAAUGCCCUCUAUUGAGCACAAUCGUAAAGCUCUACUAGACAUCCACAUUCAGCGCUACAACAAUCUAAUGAAGGAUCAGCCAAGGAGGCAUACAGAGCAGCAAUUAGAGGAGGAAAGACGUAAGGAGAGGGAAGCAGGAAAACAGAGACAUCAGGAAGAACUUGAUCGUUUGAGAAGCACUCAUAAAAGGGAAUUUGAGGACAUGAAGAGUGCUCAACAUUUCAAGGAACUUGAGUGGGAUAAACAAAGGAACUUGGAUGAGGUGUUUGAACUGCAAGCAGAAAGUGGCUUAGAUGAUAUAGCUGCUAAAUAUGGGGCAGUUCCCAAGUCAAAGCCUGUAAAAUCAAAAAAGCCACAGAAGGAAUCUGGGAAGAAUACAUAUUGGAAAUCUGUGAACGAUGUGCCAGAUUUAAUUGAAGUUCCAACUCAUGAUACAACAGCCUUCAGCCCAAACAGACCAAAACGUUGUGCUACAGACCUUCCAUACUCUGAGGUGGCCAAGAAGAAGUCAACUAAAGUUGAUUUUGUGGCUGCCCCAAGACCUGCGGAGAAUAUCUGGCUGCGACGUAAUGAGACAAUGGCGAUGUUGCAACCCAUGGACGCUCAAGAUGAGGAAGCUCAGCUCUGUAAGGCAUUAGAACUCAGCAUGCAGACUGCAAUACAAGAGGAGGCAAGAGCCAGAGAAAGGAUCGCUGCUGAGAAAAAGAAACAAAUUCCUCCUACCAUACCUUCAAGCCAGUCAUCAGCCACUAACACCCGGAAUCAGGAAUCCACAAUGCCAGCCACACUCAAGCAAGCUCCAGUCUCUAUCACCAAUCAACUGCAAAGAGCUCCAAUUACCCAUGAAACUGUGGGUAAAAAUGAUCCGAUUGCUGAAAAAACUGAGCCGCAAUCUAUAAAAGUGGAUGAAACUGAACCAAGUUGUAUCAGUGUGAAUAACGCAGAUGAAAAUGCCUCAUGUAGUAGUUCAAGUCAGGAGUAUAAGGAUGCUACAGAUAAAUUAGAUGAGUUGCCAUGGCUACCUGGAUCAGAUGAAUACAUCUCUGGGGUUGAGAAAUGGUCAGGUGUUGAUAGCAUAGAUGAUGCUCUAGGAGAACCUUUAGCCUCAUCUGAAGCAACCCCCUACUAUGCAGCAUCAUCAGGUCAUGUUAACCUUGACUUGACCUUGACCACUGACAGUGAAGACAUGCCCCCUCUGUUGGAUAUGGAUGAUACUACUGAACCACCAUCUUUGCAGGGUGGUAUUGAAAGUGUAUGGGGUCCAGUAGAUUCACAGGGAGCAAAUAAUCGUGGAGCAUUUGGUGGAGGGGAUCAGCCUCGCUAUGGAUCCAAGAUGGCAGACUCUGUAGAGGAAGAUGAUGCAGAAUUACAGAAAGCUAUCAUGCAAUCCUUGUCAUCUCGAAAAGAUGACAAGUUCCCAAAGGAUACUAAAGAUGGCGUUGAUGAUGACUGUGAGGAGAUGCCCUUGAACCUUGACCUCAAUCCCCAACCAAUCAAAGACCAUAUGAUGGGGGCAUUGAGUAAUUUUGGCAAUUCAGUCCCAGUCCCCAUGUUAGAGAAUCCCUUAUACAGUCAUCAGCUCAACCUUCAAACUCCCCAGAAUAACUCUGAAAACUAUUCAAAGCCUACCCAGCAAGAUGUGCAAUUUCAUAUGGAGCCUAUACCAAAUAGUGGAUUUUCCAGGCCAUGUCUAACCCCCUGUGACCCUGUUAGUGAUCAACCAGAUCAUAUUUUGAAGGGAGACUUGAGAGAUAGCAUUCCAAAUGCAUUGAUGCAAGAUCUGAAGGAUGCCUUCCAACAGGGUCCCCUUAACAUGCCCAGACCAGAGGAUCUCAUCAGUAAAAAGGAACAACCAGCACAACACUUAGGUUCAUGCCAGCAGUCUCAAGUGAACAGCUCUAUCCAGUCUCAAAGUGCAGUUCAACAGGGUUACAAUGAGCAGUAUAGUCUAUCACAAUUGCAGCAGGGCAUCAAUUCAGUGCACCAGGGUCAAACUUCAGUGCAACAAGGCCUUUAUCCACCGGAACAGGGUCAUAUCCCAGGACAACAGGGCCAAACUACACGGCAACAUGACUCUUUUCUAGUGCAACAGGGCCAAAUUCCAGUACACCAGGGCUCUUUUCCAAUGCAGCAGGGCCAAACUACAGUGCAACAUGGCUCUUUUCCAGUGCAACAGGGCCAUAUUCCAGUGCAACAGGGCCUAACUUUUGGGCAACAGGGCCAUGUUCAAGGGCAAUAUGGCCUUAAUCCAGCCCAAAACGAGUUGGAGCAACUUCAACAGGUUUAUUUUAGUCAACCACAUACUUCUAAUCAUACAGCACCAUAUGCAUAUAGUCAAGCAACCUUUACUAAUCAGCAGUAUAACCCAGGUAAUGUGGAUCCUAAACUACCAGGUAUGCAACAUGAGGCAAGCCAGCCUUUAUACUACAAUCAAUCAAAUUCAGAUCCAUCAAAUCCAUCUUGCAGAGGCAGUUCAGAGCAGCAGUAUUAUCAACAGAAACCUCAUGGUCAGUUUAGACCAAAUGUCACCUCUUCACAACAGUAUUAUCAACAGAAAUCCCAGGAACUAGGGCCAGAACAACAAGAUUUCAAUCAGCAAUCUCAAGACUACAAAGAGUCAAAAGUCCAUUUGGACCAACAGUAUUAUCAACAGAAAUCUCAGGAACAACAAGAGCCAGAGCAGCACGUUUUCAAUCAGCAAUCUCAAAACUAUAAAGAGCCAAAUGUCAAUUUGGACCAACAGUAUUAUCAACAGAAAUC